Molecule: messenger RNA, 1443 nt
Organism: Salarias fasciatus (jewelled blenny)
Lineage: Eukaryota; Metazoa; Chordata; Actinopteri; Blenniiformes; Blenniidae
Product: elongation of very long chain fatty acids protein 4-like
Exons: 7
Coding region: 299-1216 (305 amino acids)
Biological process (GO): fatty acid elongation, polyunsaturated fatty acid; fatty acid elongation, saturated fatty acid; sphingolipid biosynthetic process
Cellular component (GO): endoplasmic reticulum; endoplasmic reticulum membrane
Molecular function (GO): fatty acid elongase activity
Source: RefSeq, a predicted model, not a curated record
GCUCUGCGUUCUGGAGAUUGAGAGAAGAUGAUGAGACUGAGCAGGCGGCACGGACCGAAUGCAUAAUUGGCCUAUCUUAGUCAUAGAUUCCCACUUGCCUUGUGUAGUUUCUUGCCAAAUUUCCCAGUUUAAUGUCGAAGUGUAGCCGGGGCGGUGAAGAAAGUGAGGGGCUGUGACGGCGCACGAGGCAGAGGAGGGGGCGACGCAGUAACUGAGAGGAGUUGGGCAUCAAAUUGCACCGGAUGUCAUUAUACGCUUUAAAAUAUCGAGGACUAUAAUCAAGACCAAAGACAGAGCCAUGGAGGCUGUAACACAUUUUGUGAAUGACACUGUAGAGUUUUACAAAUGGAGCCUUACUAUAGCAGACAAAAGAGUGGAGAAGUGGCCAUUGAUGUCUUCUCCCGUUCCCACUCUGGCCAUCAGCUGCCUGUACUUGAUCUUCCUGUGGGCGGGGCCUAGAUACAUGCAGGACCGCCAGCCCUACACACUCAGGAAGACACUCAUAGUCUACAACUUCAGCAUGGUGGUCCUCAAUUUCUACAUCGCCAAAGAGCUCCUACUAGGAUCUAGAGCAGCCGGUUACAGCUACCUCUGUCAACCUGUCAACUACUCCAACGAUGUCAAUGAAGUCAGGAUAGCCUGGGCUCUUUGGUGGUACUAUAUCUCCAAAGGGGUGGAAUUCUUGGAUACAGUCUUUUUCAUACUGAGGAAGAAGUUCAACCAAGUCAGCUUCCUCCACGUCUACCAUCACUGCACCAUGUUCAUCCUCUGGUGGAUCGGGAUCAAGUGGGUCCCUGGUGGACAGUCUUUCUUUGGUGCAACCAUCAACUCUUCUAUCCAUGUCCUCAUGUAUGGCUAUUAUGGUCUGGCAGCCCUGGGACCUCAGAUGCAGAAGUACCUCUGGUGGAAGAAAUACCUCACCAUUAUUCAAAUGAUCCAGUUCCAUGUAACCAUCGGCCAUGCUGGCCACUCUCUCUACACCGGCUGCCCGUUCCCCUGCUGGAUGCAGUGGGCCCUGAUCGGCUACGCCGUCACCUUCAUCAUCCUCUUCGCCAACUUCUACUACCACGCCUACCGACGCAAACCUCACUCUUCACACAAAGGAGGCAAGCCUGUCGCGAACGGCACGUCUGUGGUAACUAACGGUCACAGCAAGGUGGAGGAGGUGGAGGAUAACGGAAAAAGGCAAAGAAAAGGAAGAGCCAAGAGGGAGUAAAGAGGAAGGCGGGGCUCACUCUGCGAUGAACAGAAAGAGGCCAGAGGAGGCGGGAGGGGAGGGAAAGGGCAAACAGCGCUCACACCAGACAGCCAUGCCCACAGAUAAUAUACACUGGUGUGAUUUGGGACCAAUUGGAGAAGGUGAAUGGGUAGCGGUCUGUAUUUGUUGUGUCUGUACUUGGUUCUGGCUUUACGAGAAGGGUGUUGGUUGUUUUCAUAGCUUUU